UUACUAAAUAUACCUUGGCUGUACCCACCAGGGACCAACGAGCGGAGACGGUGGCGCAGGUUUUGGUAAAUGAAUGGUUUUGCAGGUUAGGCGUACCAAGUCGCAUCCAUUCAGACCAGGGCCGUAAUUUCGAGUCGGGUCUCAUUCAGCAGCUUUGUGGUUUAUACGGAGUCGAAAAAUCGCGCACUACACCAUACCACCCGGCUGGUAACGGCCAGUGUGAACGUUUUAAUAGGACGUUGCACGAUUUGUUGCGCACUUUACCAGUGGCGAAAAAAAGGGAUUGGCCAUCUUGCCUCCCUCAGGUUUUGUUUGCGUAUAAUACUACCCCUCACCAAAGCACAGGAGAAUGCCCUUACUACUUGAUGUUCGGGCAGGAGCCUAGACUUCCGGUUGACUUCCUGCUUGGUAGGGUUGAGGAACCGCUGGCUGGUAGUGUCCAUCGGUGGGUCCUGGAGCACCAGGAUCGGUUGCAGGUGGCUUUUGAGGGUGCUCGUGAGCGGUUGGGGGUUGCAGCCAAUCGCCGAAAAGCACGCCAUGAUCUACAGGUACGAGAAUCUGUACUGAAGGAGGGUCAGUUGGUAUAUCUCCGCAAUUACAGCGUGAGAGGUCGAAACAAAAUCCAUGACCAGUGGAGCUCUGUGUUGCAUCAGGUCAUCAAGGCACCCACAGAGGGAGGUGUGGUGUACACCAUUGCCCCUACUACAGAUUUAGACAAAUUGAAGCAUGUGCACCGAUCUUUAUUAAAGCCACAGAUUGGUAGGAGCCAUUUCCCUGUCCUGCAGGAUGUGCCAUUAGUGGAACCUGUGCAGCUACGGGAGGAUGACUUGGAUGAGGGUGAUUUAUUCGUUUUGGUGUCUGAAACUGCUCCGGGUACUAGUGGUUCAGCACCGCAGGGUACGGUCCAGCCUGCCCCUCAAGAGUUUGGCGUAGCUCCGGAAGUAGAAGGAAUUUCUGGGACAGGGGUAACCAUGCAGCCAGUACUGAAUCCCCUGUUAAGUUCUGGGGAUCCUCCCGUAAGUUCUGUGGUAGCAGGGGAAAGUAUGGUGAGGAGGACUGGAAGGCGUACUGCCGGGCAGCACUCUAAUGUACACCACCUCCCACGGUCAGUGGGGGAAGGUACUGUGUCUAGUAUCGUGAGUAGUGCAGUUGGUGCUCUGUUUCGUCCAUGGGAUUGAAGGGUUAGGGGGCAGGUUUUUGCGUAACUCAUCGUCGGGGCGACGAUGCAGAAGCUGGGGGUGGAUUGUAACAGCAUGAAUGAGGUAAGUGGUGGUGAGUGACACCCGUGAUGACCAAUCAGCAGUGAGUAUUGGCUAUAUUAGAGCUGGUUGGCUUUAGCUUGGUAUGCGUCACGUCCGGACCCUCCCCUUUUCGCUGUGUUGAUGGUGGCUUACGCUUGGCUUUCCAUCCGUGCAGUGGUGUUGUUACUACAAUCUAGCCCUCCUGUUCUUCUUGAUGUAGUUUUACGGUUGCUUUAGCGAGGAGCUGUUGACUGCCCUUUCCGGUAAGUGAGCGCUGUUUUUGUAUCACAAGGUCAGGUAUAUUUAAAAAGGGCUGAAUGAUUAAAGGGUGGGUUUUUGGUAAUGUGUAGUCCCUGUAUUCCAGCGUAACCGUGGGUGAUCUGAAUGCUGUGCAUGCUUGGCCGUGGCUCGAUACUGAAGCCUACCUAAAACUUUUUAUCUAUCCGCUUGUGGUAAGUCGAGGUAAGGGUAUUAGUGGGGAAUUUUAAUUGUAAUCUGGGAUCUGCAAUGUUACAGUCUGUGUUUGUUUAUAUUUUGUAGGAUUCUCCCUUUCACUUUGGCUGAUUAUACAUUUCAGCUUUAGUUUCAUUUCCUACCGCCGCUGUGUGCUGCAUAAACUUUGCUAAAUUGCACAGUAUUAUGCUGGGAAUUGUUGCUGCUGUCUGGUUUCUGUGAAGUGUUCCGUUAUAUGGAAACGUCCAGCUGAGCGGGGAAUCGCGUAGCAUACUCGAGCUGAGCGUCUGUGUUUGUUGGUCUCAAUUGUAGCCUUACUGCUGCUGCUUAACUUUUGUUUUCGUUUCUUUUUUUUGAAUAAUUGUAUGUGGAUUUUUGCAUUCGUUAUUAGUUAGUUUAAAUUGUAUUUCUUUAUUUUGUUCUUGUUUAAAGAUUUGUGUAAUGGAGUGGGUUGUGACUUUUGUGAUUUAUUUUGUGUAUGUCUGACCAAUAUUCUUUUUGAUAUUUAUUUUGUGUUUAAUUUUCUUUCAGGAGCUGAGGUCCCCACGGGUGAAGGAUCUGGUGGUGGUGGUUGUACUAUCCCAACGUUUGCUGUGUUACACCUUUUUGGAGUGUAUGAUUUGUAAUCUAAGUUCACGGUGUGGUGUGUAUGUGAAGUGUGCUCUUUGACAACGUGCGCCGGUGAUCACUCCUGUGGGUAACCUCAGCCCUGUAUGUUGUAUUUGUUUUGAUUUAUUCUUUAUUCAGCUGCCACUUACCGCAUAACUUGCAGUAAGAAUAUUGUUGAAAUCUGAAGUGAUGCGAUCCGUCUUGUCUUGACAUUGAACUGAUUGGAGGUGUAACAUACUCCUUUUAAAGAAAAAUUAACUGUUCUAUAUUUUUUAUUAUUGAUUAAUAAAUUUUGUAUUUUUGAUA
This is a messenger RNA of Paramisgurnus dabryanus, 2609 nucleotides long. Lineage: Eukaryota; Metazoa; Chordata; Actinopteri; Cypriniformes; Cobitidae. The record is from RefSeq and is a predicted model, not a curated record.